GAGUAUAAAAACUUUGUUUUCUUCCAUUUUCACUGAGUUGCUUCAAAGCAAUGACUCUUAACUCAAUAAGUGCAAGAGCGUUGUGAACACCUUGCUCCCGAGCAACAAACGAAAUCCUGAGCAGCAAAACUCUCCAAGCCCUACGACUUCCCUUCAUAAUGGUCUCUUCCAAAGGCAUAUUGUUCUUUAUUCCUGUCGUUCUUCAAGUGGUAGCUGCAACGGCUUGCGACUACGGGUCAUGGUAUGUCGAGAUCAACCUUGCAGCAGGCGCUCAAGGUAACCGACGUGGAGAUCUCUACGCCGAGCAUUCCAAGACUCCAGGAGUGAUUAGUCACUCAGUUUGGAUAUAUGACCCGGAGACGAAGUUGACUACCUUUAGUGCGGAAGACCCCACCUUGAACAACACCCGUAUAUCUGCUAUCGGUCUGCAGAAUUUCGAAAUAAAACAGACUGUACUUGACAUUCCCCUGAAGGGAUUUGGGCCCAUCGACAUGUACUUUAACCCGGGUGCAAAUGGUCGCGGCGGCAAGGGAAACGCAACAAUCGUUUCAAAGUUGGAUGAGUAAAUUGGCAGGGUGCUAGCAUAGUCUUAUUCUCAGUCAAUGUUAUGCCGCCUCAUUAGCUUCUCAGCACGGCCUGAAAACAGCAAUGACAUGGGUAUGGAUUUCGAAACCCGGAUUUUGCUGUUUGGGCAGCAAAAUGUCGAUGACGCUGCGAACGCAGGAAAAAUGUAUUCCUUGCGCGUGGCCUACGUGCAAAAAGUUGGAAUGUUAAAAUCAUAGAUUACUGAUUAUUCCUGAUUAAUAUGCCACAGUUCCUGG
Molecule: messenger RNA, 821 nt
Organism: Colletotrichum godetiae
Lineage: Eukaryota; Fungi; Ascomycota; Sordariomycetes; Glomerellales; Glomerellaceae
Exons: 2
Coding region: 159-566 (135 amino acids)
Source: RefSeq, a predicted model, not a curated record